This is a messenger RNA of Rotaria sp. Silwood2, 555 nucleotides long. The record is from the annotation of a GenBank genome assembly. NCBI's taxonomy places the organism in Eukaryota, Metazoa, Rotifera, Eurotatoria, Philodinida, Philodinidae.
AUGUCAGCUCGUUGUGGUAUUUGUUUAAAAAUCACAAGAAAUUACAAACAACGUUUACGUUUAGUAACAAAUGAUGCCGAAGCUAAAAUUCAAUACGGUUAUUAUUCUCUUCAUAAAAAGGACUUGAAUAGAAAUCUCUUGAAUACAAAAGUUCAUCAAAAAUGUUAUAGAAAAUAUCAGGAUCGAUGGUACAAUCAAUCAAUUAGAAAUAAUAAAUUAAGUAACGUUUCCACAGCUGUGGAAGAUGAAGUUAUAUUAGUAGAUGAUGAAAAUGAUGUACCUGAAGAAAAUUCGUCAUUAAGCAUUCAUAAUAUCGAUGAUUGUAAUGAAAAUCAUGGUGAACAAGAUGAUCAUGUUAGUUCAUGUAAAUCUUUAUUUUCAGCACGAAAUAUCUCAAAUGAAUCAACUUUUCAAAAGAAUCAAUCUGCACUGAGUGAUAUUUCAAAUAUCGAUUAUUCUUCACGCAAUGAAAUUAGUUGCAAUACCCCAGUUCGCAAUUCUGAUACAGAAGAUUUACCAUUCAAUAACAUUAACAGUGAAGACAGUAUACUCUGA